Messenger RNA from Acanthochromis polyacanthus (spiny chromis), 2634 nucleotides. RefSeq names its product homeodomain-interacting protein kinase 1-like. Gene Ontology annotation, molecular function: protein serine/threonine kinase activity; ATP binding; protein tyrosine kinase activity. The transcript has a single exon. NCBI's taxonomy places the organism in Eukaryota, Metazoa, Chordata, Actinopteri, Pomacentridae. Gene Ontology annotation, biological process: peptidyl-threonine phosphorylation; peptidyl-serine phosphorylation. Gene Ontology annotation, cellular component: nucleus; cytoplasm. The record is from RefSeq and is a predicted model, not a curated record. The coding region runs from base 664 to 2229 and encodes 521 amino acids.
UCGCUAAUGUUAGCACAAGUCAAUUCGGUUAACAAUACCACAGUUUAGCAUAACGGCUAGCUGCCUCACGCUAGAAGUUAACUCACCAGCGUCAAGUGUCACCUAUUAGCGGAGAAAACAGCGUCGAGUCUCUCUAGACUCAGGUGGAAAACAGCAGGAGUCCAGAUCUGCAGCUCCUCUAUCACAAACUCAACAAUGUUUCACUGUUGGGGUCUCAGCUCUGCUUCUCUGAUCGUCAACCGACAGAAAGAUCGACACAAUCUGAGGCGGAACAAACACCGGUAUUGGUUACUGAAGUAAAACCACUACAUUCACAAUUGGCUGCUUAUCAGAGUCAGCAAACUAAUUAUUGUUUAAUUAUCACGCUUUCAAAUUAUUUUACAUGUUUGAAGCCUUUUGGAUUUUCAUCCAUCCGUCUCAUAUUUUAGCUAAAACGUGUUGGGUGAAGCAUGUCAUUCCACUCGUUGCCUGGCAACCACGUAAAUGUGGAACGUGACGUCAAAGCCAAUCAAAGCACAAAUGUUGUGUUUCAAAAAGAUUCGAAAUAGGGUAGAAUUCAAACUGUCAGUAGGUGACCAGAAACAAGGUUGACAGUUUCCUGAAGACACUUUAGAAAAAAGGACACUGAAGACGACACUCUCAGCAACAUUUGAAUCAAGCAACAUGGCGAAAGACCUCGGAAUUAAGAAGGGAAGCAGACUUGGCAACUGCCACGUGGUCGAGGAUAUCCUCGGAGAGGGCAGCUAUGGCAUUGUAGCCAAAUGCCGUAAUAUGGAAACUACCAAGAUCGAAGCCAUCAAGGUGAACAAAAGCGAUGAAGGCGUUCUGGAAGUGGCGAUGGAUGAAAUAGCCAUCCUGAAGCGGCUGCGCUGCUUGAACCCAGACACGUGCAACAUCAUACGGUGCAAUGGGUUUUUCUUUGACAAGGAGAACAUAUGCAUACGCUUUGAACUCCUUGAUCUCAGCCUUCAGGAUUACCUGCAGGAGAAAAACCCCACAGGUCUAACCGCUAGAGAGCUGAGGCCUAUACUGCACCAACUGGCCACAGCACUGUCUCACCUACACUCCAGUGGCAUUAUACAUGCUGAUUUAAAAUGGGAAAAUGUCAUGGUUGUAAACCGCCAUGAGCAGCCAGUGAAGGUCAAACUUAUUGACUUUGGUGUGGCACGUCUCGUUUCAGCAGUAAAUCAAGGUGAUUGGAUGGGGACCCUCCAUUAUAGUGCACCAGAAAUGCUACUUGGAGUACCAUUCAAUGAGUCAGUAGAUAUAUGGGCUCUGGGACUACUGAUGGUGGAGUUGGCAACUGGGUACCAACUCUACCCUGGAGAAACGGAGUACGACGUCCUCAGAUUUAUCUUUGAAGCUCAAGGCCAGCCACCUGAUAACGUCCUUGACCGUGGAUGUUACACUCCUGAUUUUUUCUUUGCCCAGGAGUUUGGCAGCUCACGCUGGAGAUUCAAGACUCCAGGUGAGUAUCAGCAUGGAUUUUGUGCAUCAGAGAGGAGGAGCAUGAAACUCAAUGCUCUUGAUGACAUUAAGAAGUAUAUGGUGCAAGACCCGGGAUACGAAGAGGAUCAAGAGAUCUUGGUCAGCUUGAUUAAAAGGAUGCUGUCCCUUGAUGCAGACAGAAGAAUCACAGCUCAGGAGGUUCUAGAGCAUCAAUUUUUUGCUCCCAGCCUCCAUCAGAGCUCAACAGACUUCAAUGUCCGAAGUCCGGUUCCUCCUCUGUCUGCUGCGUCAUGGGAAGAAGGCAUAGACUUUAAGCACCAAAUUCCAGCUUCCUGGCAGUCGGCUGCAUCAUGGGACGAACGUGAGGACUUCAACUACCAAAGUCCAGCUUCUUGGCAGUCAGCUGCAUCAUGGGAAAAAUACACAGACUUCAACCACCAAAGUCCUGAUCCAUACCUGUGUGCUACAUCAUGGGAAGAGCACGGAGACGUCAUUAACCAAAGUCUGGCUCCUAUUCAGUCUGCUUCGUCAUGGCAGCAAUGCGUAGACUUAAACGACCAAAGUCCAUCUCCAUGUCAGACUGCUGGAGAAGUCUGUAUCGAGGUUCCAGAUGACACCAGCACAGAAAACAUCGGCUGGUUCAGUCAAACUCCGGCUCCAUGUCAGACUGCUGGAGAAGUCUGUAUCAAGGUUCCAGAUGAAACCAGCACAGAAAACAUCGGCUGGUUCAGACGUAUUAUUAGGAGGAUUGUGAGGUUCUUCCACACUAACAUCUGCUAGUGGAGCAGCUACCAGCUAGCUUUCUUCACACCCUACCCUCAUUCCUCCCUCCACCCUAACCUCACCCCAUCCUACUGUAUCUACCUUAUCUUCACCCCCUUUUUCUACCACCCCUCACCCCUUCCUCACCCGUCUGUCUGUCUCUCUGUCUGUCUCUCUCUCUAUCUGUCUGUGUCUGUCUCUGUCUGUGUCUGUCUGUCUGUCUCAACCCGGCCGGCCAGCAGCAGAUGGGUCCCCCCACAUGAGUCUGGUUCUGCUCAAGGUUUUUUUUCCCUGUUAAAAGGGUUCUUUCCUUGCCACUGUCGCCUUCAGGCUUGCUCUGUGGGGGUUCAGGCCAUAUGGGCUCUCUCUCUGGUUGUUUGCACAAGUAAACACACAACUGUACCAGAUUCUGGUUGCUGGUUG